Molecule: messenger RNA, 496 nt
Organism: Phaethon lepturus (White-tailed tropicbird)
Lineage: Eukaryota; Metazoa; Chordata; Aves; Phaethontiformes; Phaethontidae
Product: protein CXorf40A-like
Exons: 2
Coding region: 1-471 (156 amino acids)
Source: RefSeq, a predicted model, not a curated record
AUGAAAUUUGGUUGCCUUUCCUUCCGGCAACCCUAUGCAGGAUUGGUUUUAAACAAGGUCAAAACAGUGGAGACUCGCUGGCGUCCUUUGCUAGCAGACUACAAGAACUGCACCAUUGCUCUUCAUAUAGCUGUUAAGGACUGGGAAGACGAAACAUGGAGAACAAUUCUUUUGAAUAGGUUUGGUAUGACACCAAAACAAGUGCAGGAUUUGUUGGAUAAAGGGGAAAAAUUUGGCAGAGGAGUUAUUGCAGGAUUAAUUGACAUUGGAGAGACAUUGCUAUAUCCAGAAAACUUGCCUCCUGAAAAGAUUCUGGAGCUGGAAAACAAAGCUGUCCUCAGUAAUCUAGAGCAGAAAUACUUGACUGUUGUUUCCAAUCCAAGAUGGCUCCUGGAACCAAUUCCUGCCAGAGGGGGAAAAGGUGUGUGGCAGGUGGACAUCCCUGAAGAACUGAUCCCUUCAGAAGUGUAGGUGUUGCCCCUCACUAUUAUUUUUC